AUGCAGACUCCCUGGUGCGGCCAAUCCAAUGCUUGCCCUGGAGCUCAGAAACCUGAGAACAUUGCAGGGUUUUGUGAGGCCUCGCACGCCUUCCGUGCGCUCGGCGCCCGUGCUGCGGUGCCCGGCCGAGCGCGGGCAUUUUGGAAUGUGUCGUUGCCGGUGCUGCAGAGCCCUGGAGGUGCCCAUAUCACCAAAUAUCACAUCGUGAAGCCUUACAAAGAUGGAGUUGACUACGACGACUUCUUAGUGGCCCUCCCGGAGCGGGACCACUUGGCCAGCUUCACCAAGGAAGUGCCUCUCUUCCUGCGAUACCUCAAGGUGGUCACCGAUCAGGAGGGGCGCCCGGAAGCCUUCAAGAGCUUCUUCGAGCGUGCGAAGAGUGGCCUAGUAGUCGAGAGUGAUGUGUACAUCACCACCGACGAGUUGGUCGCGGUGAUGUGGAAGAACGGCUACUCCGAUUCGGAGCGCAACGCCAUUCAGUUUACCUUCCCGAGCGACUACAAGUUUUACUAUCCGGAGCUGUCAGCCAUGUUUGAUAUUCCAGAGGAGGAUACCUACAAGUUCUGCAUGCGCACCCGCAUUGAGGACAGUGGCUGGGACUUUUUAAGAAGUUGA
Durusdinium trenchii is the source of this 615-nucleotide messenger RNA. The record is from the annotation of a GenBank genome assembly. NCBI's taxonomy places the organism in Eukaryota, Dinophyceae, Suessiales, Symbiodiniaceae.